This is a messenger RNA of Botrytis porri, 1146 nucleotides long. RefSeq lists its product as uncharacterized. The record is from RefSeq and is a predicted model, not a curated record. The coding region runs from base 1 to 1146 and encodes 381 amino acids. Lineage: Eukaryota; Fungi; Ascomycota; Leotiomycetes; Helotiales; Sclerotiniaceae. The transcript has a single exon.
AUGAAUCCAUAUCAGAAUCAAGGCUAUGGAGGUCAUCAGGGCUGGACUGGUGGUGCAUGGAACCCUGCCCAGCAUGGGUACAAUCCAAAUAACAACUGGCCACCACAACAACCUCAACAACCUCCGCAACCUCCGCAACAACUACCCCCACCUCCCCCUCAGUACAACAUGCAGGUUUCACCUGCUCUUUUCUGCUGCGGGAACUGCCAGCGCGUUGGCGCCCCACCUCAACCGGGUGUGAAUGCGUAUACCACUCGUUUGGCAUUUUUUGUGGCCCACGUCUUGCAUCCUACGAUAGCAACGUAUACCCAGGUACCUAACCGUAACCUACAUCCCAAUCACUUUAUCAGUGAUGUACCACUAUCUCAAGCAAUUCCCUCUGUUGGAGGUAAUGCUGAUCAUGGUCAAGGUACCAAUGCCCAGCAAAUUGCACAGCAAGUGGUUCAGCAGCAAGGUGGUCAGCAACAGCAUGUUCCCAUGCAACAAGCUCCAACCGGACCUGCUGCGGGUGUUGGUACUAAUUAUACUGCUGUUACUGGCAGCAAUCAUCAAUAUGGUUUCAAUCAACAAGGAAAUUACCAAGCUGGUGGUGGUUAUGGUCAAAACAAUGCUGCACAACAACAUCCUCAACCAAAUGGUCCACUUAGCAACACCUCUCAAGCUAUCACUGGUCACAUUAUGUAUUCUGGCUCAUCUUAUAGCAUCAAUCCAACCACCGCCAUCCCUCUGCCACGCUUUCUUAGGCCUAACUUCCAGCUGAAUGUCAAAUUUCGCCUUGAACGCUUCCGUGUAGAUCCUCCACAAUAUCCAUCGUACAGAAACCCUUGCCAAAAUACUGUCGUUUCUCCCUCCACCAAUGGCCCUAAAUCUAGGGACAAUAUGGAGCUCAUAUGGUAUUAUUGGCCAGUUCAACUCGAGGUUCCUCUCUGGGCUAGGGGUCAAAAUACUCUGACUUCUGCACCAGUCAUUGCCAACCAGCUCGUUCGGGAGGGCAUGCAGAUCAUCAACGGAGAGCGUUGGGGCUUCAUUCAGCACCAAGAGAAUCCGGAGGGUUUAUGGCAUAAGAGACGUUCCUACAAGAUUAUCGAGUGUCCUGUUCACGGGAUGUUCUGGAAGGUCACUGUUUUCGUUCGUCGUGGUUAUUAG